Messenger RNA from Coccidioides posadasii C735 delta SOWgp, 1749 nucleotides. RefSeq lists its product as uncharacterized. The record is from RefSeq and is a predicted model, not a curated record. Gene Ontology annotation, molecular function: DNA-binding transcription factor activity. NCBI's taxonomy places the organism in Eukaryota, Fungi, Ascomycota, Eurotiomycetes, Onygenales, Onygenaceae. Gene Ontology annotation, biological process: regulation of DNA-templated transcription.
AUGUACUCCGCCUUGGUUCCAGAAUGGCAUUUGGAUAUACUUUCAGCGAGCUCUUUUCCAAGUGCACCCCAGACUCCGUCUUACUAUACUCCUGCGGAAAAUUCCUCACAAAGGGCUCUUGAGGCACUUACUCCGGUUUCACAGGAGGCCCAUGGACAUCUGAAUGAAGACAGCAAUAAGAGCCGGUCGGCAACUUGUUCAAAGAAGAAAAGGGUGUUACCAAAGGAAGUUGUGGCGGUUCCAUCUGAAUCGGUGACAAAAGAGGAUAAGAUUACCAAGAAGCGAGGUCGGCCUCGUCUUCACACCGAAAAUGAGACGCCUGCUGAUCGGCGGCGAAGACAAAUAAGGAUUGCUCAGCGGGCAUAUCGAUCGCGGAAAGAGGCCACUAUAGCGUCACUCAACGAACGGGUGGAGCAACUGGAGUGCACAGUUGAUGAAAUGAACAAGACAUUUUUAGCUUUCAACGACGAUGCUCUCAAAUCCGGCGUUUUGUCUGCGCAGCCGGAACUUGCACAACGAUUACGCUCUGCUACACAGCGAUUUAUUAAGCUUGCAUCCGAAAUUUCGCAAGAUGAUGCGCCGCAGGAAGACGCGCAAUCGGGCAAUGCUGCCACUGUGGAAGCUCCAAACAAUGAACAAUGUUCACUAAAUGCUUCGGGAAAUAAUCCCCGACCUGAUUACACUGAACCUGAGACUCUUAUCGCUUCUUAUGCGAACGUACCAGCGACUCAUGCGACCAUUCCGAUAUGUUCUCAUAUCGCGACGUUACCCGAUGUCUGGGACACGAGUAUGGCGAGUAAUAACUUUUUCAAUUAUAAAUCUUGGUGCGGCGAGGAGUCACAAUCGCCAUUGAAGAGCUCAGCAUUCAUUCCUCGACAACCAAGCCCACAUCAUCGAUAUACCUACUGUUUUCAGGAAACUAGUUUUUCCCGGCGUCUUCAUCGCCGAUGCCUGGAAUUCGGAUAUUCAGCCCUCACUGACCCGUCCUUUAAUGAAGAGAGGUUACAUCGCAAAUUCAAAAUUACAUUUAGUCUCGCAAAAAGAGAUAGGGUAGCUCAUAUGUUUUCCACCCUUCUCCAGAGGAAAGCUGGUGAGCCUCUUGAAUUUUGGAACAAACCGUUUUUCUACAUCGGUAAAGCUGGUAUGCAUUACCCUUACCAAGAUGAAUUCGGGAACGUGAUUUUCCCGCCAAAUAUGCAUCCGCCUGAACGGGCGUUUGGACCGCUCCCAUUUCACAAUGCCGAAAGACCACAUCAGUUCAAAAGUCUUGAUGAACUCAUCGAAGCUAUUGGAUUUGGCGGGGACUGGUUUGAUUGUCACGACGUGGAAGGAUAUCUACUCGAAAAGGGGAUCAAACUGAGUGGCCUAUCAUCCUACGUUCUUGUACCUCCAUCAGCCAUUGCUGCGCGGAUAUCCAACGCCAGCUCUCCAUCAACAAAUUCAUCUAUCGGAUCACAAGUUACAGCGGCAUCGCCGUGCUCCGCUACGCUUGAUGACCCAGCAUCACAAGCAGGAUUCGCGACGGCCGCAAAUAAUCCAAUAUCCCAGACAUACUACCCCUUCCAAAACGAAGUAUGCUCACAGAUGAUGCAGCUUCUCGGUCUUGAUUACGACCCACCUCUAAGGUCAAAUGCUCCUCCACAGCAAACAAUAAACUCUUCGUUCGACAGUACACCGUCCCUAAUAUUAGACGUAGACAAAUUUGUUACACGUAAGUUAAAACUUAUUCUUCCAAAAGCAGAACCAUAA